This is a messenger RNA of Haliotis rubra (blacklip abalone), 5377 nucleotides long. RefSeq names its product neurogenic locus notch homolog protein 1-like. The coding region runs from base 1 to 2868 and encodes 955 amino acids. Gene Ontology annotation, cellular component: protein-containing complex; plasma membrane. The record is from RefSeq and is a predicted model, not a curated record. Gene Ontology annotation, molecular function: calcium ion binding. NCBI's taxonomy places the organism in Eukaryota, Metazoa, Mollusca, Gastropoda, Lepetellida, Haliotidae. The transcript has 14 exons. Gene Ontology annotation, biological process: establishment or maintenance of epithelial cell apical/basal polarity; heterophilic cell-cell adhesion.
AUGGUAACAAAUCGUCCCCGUACGGAUCCCUGUCGACAAGCUCCGUGCAAGAAUGGAGCAACCUGUCAGCAGCUCCGGACAGAGCUGGGCAACUUCACCUGCAUCUGUAACCCUGGUUACACUGGUACUCUGUGUGAAAGAGGUAUAGAUGAAUGCGCCAGCAAUCCUUGUCUCAAUGGCUUCUGCAUCGACGAGAUCAACUUCUUCAGAUGUUCCUGCAACAUUGGGUUCAGAGGGCGAUUCUGCGAAGAAGAUAUCGACGAGUGUGCAACCUUCCCCUGCGAGAACGGGGCCACCUGCAGACAAGACAGACCAGGGAAGUACCAGUGUAUAUGUCCGAGCGGGUUCACCGGACGCCGAUGUGAGGUGGACAUCAACGAGUGCGCCGUGCUCAGCCCGUGUUGGAAUGAAGGAACCUGCAGACAAGGUCCUCCUGGAACAUACAUAUGUGACUGCCCUGUGGGAUUCACGGGUGUUGACUGUAAAGAUGACAUCGACGAGUGCGCCUCAGGUCCUUGCUUGAACGGCGGAUCAUGUCGACAAGGCACUGCUGGAACCUACGAGUGUGAGUGUCCGCUUGGUCUGGUUGGCGACAACUGUCAAGACGACAUCGACGAAUGCGGCCUCAUCAACCCCUGCAGGAGAGGUACCUGUAUCAACAGUCCAGUAUUCGGCCAGUGGCUGUGCCAAUGUCCAAGAGGUUGGGAGGGGGAAAGGUGUGAGAAUCGGAUCAACCAGUGCGCCUCAAGCCCCUGUCUCAACAAUGGCGACUGUAAUGAAGGCGAACCAGGAGACUUCAUCUGUGACUGCCCUCGUGGAUUUGAAGGCGACCGUUGUCAGACGAACAUCAACGAAUGUGACAGCGGACCUUGUUUGAAUGGCGGGACAUGCGCAGAAGGGGCGGCUGGAGAGUACACCUGUACAUGCCCUUUAGGUUUCACGGGAACCACGUGUGAGACAGACAUUAAUGAAUGUGACGACCGACCCUGCAAAAAUGGCGGCACUUGCACCGAAGGACGUGUUCCCGGGACAUGGGUGUGCGCAUGCCCGACCAACUUCAACGGAUCUACGUGUGAGGGUCAGAUCGACUACUGUGCCGGGAGGCCGUGUCAGAACAAUGGGGAGUGCCGCCAGGGGUUGGGGCAAUACUUCUGUACCUGUCCCCGUGGAUUCCGAGGUCGAGAUUGCGAGGUUGAUAUUCAGGAAUGUGCUUCCAGGCCUUGUCAGAAUGGCGGGACUUGCAGCGAGCCUGAUUUCGGAAUGUUCUUGUGUGGCUGUCGAACGGGAUUUGAGGGAGAUGUCUGUCAGAUUGACAUUGACGAGUGUCGCACUAGGCCAUGCAGGAAUGGUGGACUGUGUUUCCAAGGGUCCCCUGGAACAUACGAAUGUCGAUGUCAACCGGGCUGGACUGGUUCGACAUGUGAGCGCGACAUUGACGAGUGCAGCUCGAACCCAUGCUCCAACUCAGGCACAUGUAUACAGCCGAACAUCGGGUCCUACUCGUGUCAAUGUCCUCCCGGCUUUCGAGGCCUGCGCUGUGACAUUGAGGUCAACCCAUGUGACUCCAGCCCUUGUCGUAAUACGGGCACUUGCAACUCCCUGGGUAGAGGAAGCUACAGCUGCUCAUGCCCUGCAGGGACUUCCGGUCUCAACUGUGAAGAGGAUUUGAACGAGUGCGAUAGUUCACCUUGCACAAAUGGCGGGACUUGUUCCCAGCCAAUCAUUGGCAGUUUUCAGUGCGCGUGUACAACCGGAUAUAGGGGAGAUCGUUGUGAAAUUGAUAUCGACGAGUGUGAGAACAACCCCUGUCGGAACAAUGGUACCUGUAGCCAGGGCGACGCCGGAACCUACAACUGUGCAUGUGAUGUGGGAUACACUGGCGUCAACUGUACUCAAGAUGUGAACGAGUGUCUGACAGACAACUGUCAGAAUGGCGCCACAUGUGUACAAGGGCCACCAGGAACAUACAACUGCACAUGCGCAAACGGCUACUUUGGCCUGCUCUGUGAACAAGAGGAGAUAUGUCACAACAGAUGUCAAAACGACGGCACUUGUCAAGAACUGUUCAACGGCACCGCCAUAGCAAACGACUAUGUGUGUGAGUGUGUAACGGGAUUCUCGGGCCGGAUGUGUGAGAUUAACAUCGACGAGUGCAACAGUAACCCAUGCAGGCAGAUGGGUGUGUGUGUGGACAUGGUCAACCAGUACCGCUGUGAAUGCAUGAAAGGCACGACUGGAGCCCUGUGCGAGGUGGACAUCAACGACUGCGAGCCCAACCCCUGUCUCCGGGGUGCGGGUUGUGUGGACUGGAUAGAUGACUUCUACUGUGUGUGCCCUGAUGGUAUCGCCGGCAAGAUAUGCAAUGAGUCCUCCCCUGGGACUGUCUAUCGUCCAUGCCAGACAAACCAGUGUCUGAAUGAGGGUUUCUGUUGGCUAAACGCUGACAACACUUUCAGGUGUGAAUGCCCAAAAGGUUUCACUGGUACGAAAUGUGAAACCAACCUAGAGAACUGCAUCCCCUCACCAUGCUUGUCUGGAGCCAUGUGCACCGACUGGAUAGAUGACUUCUACUGCCACUGCCCCACGUGGACCUACGGGAAAGUUUGUGAUAACAUCACAUCAUACGUGGAGCCAGUGACGCCUGUUGGAGUCAAAAGAGGUCGAUACGGCAUCAACCCCAUCACCCUCGCCAUCCUCCUCGGCAUCAUCUUCCUCAUCGCCUUCAUCGUCGUCAUCAUUGGCCUCAUCUGGCUCUGUGUGAGUCAAAGGAAAGGGCCUAGGGACUUCUGUUUCGCCUUGCCUUCGUCCAUGUACAGGCAGUUGUUUGACAAUUGGCACGAGAGUACCUUCAGUUCCGAGCGCUAUUAACCAUGGAUAUCUCACUGCACAGCUGGAAUCGUCCGAUGUCCCAGUGGCGGAACUCUUCUACUAAAGGGUUGCAGAAUACUCCUAGAAUCAAUGUUCUACCCAAAGAAAGAUGCAUUUGCACACACGCAAACAACAUUAAUACAAAUUCAGUCAUUGUAGUAAAUGAAAAUAUCAUUAUACCAAGGAAAAUCUGAUACACCAUGUCCACAGAUUAAAUGAAAUAUUAGUUUGAAGUGUCAACCAAAUCUGGAUAUUGCGCUCUCGUAUUGUUCCUUGGAAUUCUCUCAUAAGAGUAACGUAUUUCGGUCGUGUUUCGUGGGAAGCAUCUUCAAUUCAUCCAGUGUUCCAUUCUUCUACAUUCCUUGUCAGUUGGAAUGGUAUUGUUCAGAAAUUGAGUACCAGUGUAGUCAAUUACAAUACCUUCGCGGUUGCGUUUCCUUGAAUCAGAGUCGAAUCUUUACACCAGUUCAAUUCCUCAAUCCAUGAUACCUCAAACUCCCUAGAAGAUCGAAUGCGUCGGUCGCUCGUAACAUCGAUAAAUAAAAAGCUCCGAAACUCAUUAGCUGAGUAUAAGGUUCAACAAAUGUGACCGCCAGAGGCUUUGGGUGAGCUUGACUUAGGGAAGAAUGAAUCGGAAUAAAUGAUAUAAUGUUAAUGUUACAAUCUAAUGUUAAUGUAACAGCACUUCGAUCAAAGGUUUAUAGAUGACAAAUACCCGCAUUUCAGCUGGAUUUAUUUUUAAGAAAAUGAACAUCACAAAGUGCAGUUACAAUACCCAUGUUGUUUUGUGGCUUAGCUUAUCAGUACACUGACAUAUCGAUGUACAUACAGCAUAUAUUGUAGAUAUCAAAUGUAUAUUUAUUUUUUUACAUAUUGCCGAUGACUGGGUCUAUCUCAUGUCAACAUUUAACAUGACUUCUCUGUAAAUACAUCAGCAUGUAAAUAUCUUUUCCGUAUUUAUCAAGGAGAUAGCUUUAAUGCAGUCUUAAUAUGAGUCCUAUUUCAACACAUUGUCUCAAUCAUUUCCAGUCAGAGAUUCGUGUCCAUUUCAAUAAGUUAUUGCCUUCUUUAAUAGCAUGUAUUUCAUUUAUUGUAUGCUGUGUGCUGGAACGUAUCAUAGUUUAUUCAUGGGUAAUACCAAAUAUUGCCUUUGGAUCUGUAUGUAUACUAUUUGCCUUUGAAUUUAAUAAUGUAACGUAAUGCAUGUAUCUAGACAAAUAUUCAAGAUAAAACUGUUGUCUGGCUUAGGUGAAUCUAGAUAUCCAAUGUAAAUUGUUUCCAGUUUGAAUGGAAUACUGUAAAAUGCUUCGUUCUUUCUAACUUCUUUGCAUUCAGAUUAAUUAUAUGGGAUAAACAAGCUUAACUGAGUGUCAUAUAUUCAUUAUGCCGGUGAUGUUAUCUCACAACGAAUUUAACUCAACGGUUUUUUCUUUGAUAUUCAGUGUCUAAUCGCGAUGGCAUUUCCAUACGUGCAACGAAGUUUUUGUCAAUCGAUUUAAUGACAAUGUGUUAGAAAUACUUUAAGCAUAAUGCAUUUUAUUAUUUUGUACUGUUUUAUACACUUGCUUUCAACUUCACUUUCUGCUUGUACAUUCCAUUAAAUGUAAAUACAUGUAGUACGAACGCAAGGAUCGUGGUUUCCGACAAAAACAAAAUGAAACAUAUGUUAUAUUUGGGAUAACACUUUCUUAGUAGAGUACAGAUUCUAGUACUUUUGGGGUUGAGUCCCAUCUGGGAUUCGAACCCACACCCUCAGAGUCAGGCACCUAAUCGCCAGCACACAAAGUCAGACGCCUAGAGCGCUCAGCCACAUGGUUAGGCAAAUAUCAAACGAGGCAAUUGGUUUAAAAGGCUACACGAUAAAAAUUCUACAAAACGGACUAGAGACAUGCCAACAAUUGUGAUCUUGGAUUCGAAACUGGAGUCGAUCUAUGUUUCUUGGAUUGUCAGCACCAUAAAGGUUCUUGUAGGUUUCAUCGAAAUGGUAAGGGUCUUAGACAUGCAUCAGUUUGGAAUCUCAUCCCGCGUCAACAGGCGCGUAGCAAGCCAUUUGUUUUCGUGUAAGCCCGAUAGGUAGCAAAGCUUUAUAUUUCCAUAGUAUUGGGAGCUUGCCCAACCUUUUUAGCAACAAUCAUAUGUAAGCCCGGCCUUUUUUUGAUAAUGGUAGCUACGCCCCUGGUCAAGUUAACACGCCUCAACUGAAAAGCGGCAUUAAAUUACCUUCACUCAUCUGACGUCACAGCUUUCUUCCGACAAUGUACAUGUAGGCAUAAAAUAUUCGGGCAUGAAGUACUGAGUACUAACUUCAAGUGUAUUAUUCUUCAGGAUCUUUGAAGUUGUGAAGCGUUGCUUUGUGGUCCUUUCAAUGCUUUGGACACUACAACAGUGCAAAUAUGCAGAUUUUCAAAUUUACGAUUGGCCUUUUGAGAACCAGUGGUAACUCUGUAAAGGAAUGCUUGUGCUUUUCUACCAUUUGUAUUUCAUUUUUGUAAUAAAUGUAUCAAAAUGA